Juglans regia (Persian walnut) is the source of this 1740-nucleotide messenger RNA. RefSeq names its product protein FAR1-RELATED SEQUENCE 5-like. The coding region runs from base 1 to 1740 and encodes 579 amino acids. The record is from RefSeq and is a predicted model, not a curated record. The transcript has 4 exons. Lineage: Eukaryota; Viridiplantae; Streptophyta; Magnoliopsida; Fagales; Juglandaceae.
AUGGAGAAAGGGAAAGAGCACGCAUCUCCUAUCACACCUCCUACCACAAAUCCAUCAACAAAUUCAUCAAAUCAGAUGAUACCAAGACCAUUUUAUACAUAUUUUUCAACACCUCCUUGCAUAGAUACAUCUAUCAAUCCUGCAACUGAGUCAUCAACCUCCUCUCCGAUUGGUUUAAACACUGCAAGCUCAAGCCAUGUGGAAGAAAUUCAAGAGCCAACACCUGACUCGAGGGAGGUUGAAACUUUGUCUACGCCCUCUGAAUCCAAAGAUGACAAUGAGACCGAGACAGAAAUUGCAGUGCAUACUGAAGGGGGGGCCGAUAUCAUUGAGGAGCCGAAAUUGGGAAUGGUGUUUAACUCUGAAGAAGAGUUAAUUUCUUACUAUAAAAGCUAUGGGAAACAAUGCGAUUUUGAGAUAAUGACACAAAGGAGUCAUAGGUUUGAGAAUGGGAGGCUCAGAUAUAUCACAUUGGGUUGUGCUCGUGGUGGGAAGGCACAGAAUCGGACCACAAAUGUCGCUCGACCACAUCCGACAUCAAAGAUAGGCUGUAAUGCAAGGAUAAAUGCUACGUUUUUUGAAGGUGUGUUGAAGUUUUUGACUGUUCACAAUACCCACAAUCACGGACUAAGUCCACAAAAAUCGAGGUUCUUCCGCUGCAAUAGAGAAGUGAGUUUGUCUGUUAAGAGAAUGUUAGAUACAAAGGAUCAAGCUGGUAUCAGAAUGAACAAGAGCUUCGCCGCUCUUGUGCAAGAAGCAGGUGGGUUUGAGAACUUGUCAUUCAAUGAAAAAAAUUGUCGUAACUACAUUGACAAGGCAUGCCACAUUCGACUUGGGAAAGGUGGUGCUGGAGCCCUCCAUGAAUAUUUUGCUAGGAUGCAAUACAAGAAUAAUGGAUUCUUUUCACUACUGGAUAUAGAUGAUAAUGGGAGGUUGAAAAAUAUAUUCUGGGCAGAUGCACGGAGUAGGGCAUCAUACAAAUAUUUUGGUGAAAUUGUCACGUUUGACACCACCUAUUUGACAAAUAGGUAUGGGAUGCCGUUUGCACCAUUUGUUGGUGUAAACCACCAUGGACAGUCAAUCCUUUUGGGGGCAGGAUUGAUUUCUAAUGAGGAUACAGAAACGUUCACAUGGUUGUUUCAGAGUUGGUUGAACUGUAUGGAUGGUGAAGCUUCAAAUGCUAUUAUCACAGAUCAAGAUAGAGCCAUGAAAAAUGCAAUUGCACUUGUCUUUCCGAAUACCCGACAUCGAUUUUGUUUAUGGCACAUACUGAAGAAAGUACCUAAAAAACUCGGUUCACAUGGUGCAUACAAAGAUGGGUUGAAAAGUCAGUUGCUUAAGUGUGUGUAUGACUCUCAAACAAUAGAGGAGUUUGAGAAAUGUUGGGAAGUGAUGAUUACAACAUACAACUUGCAGGAGAAUGCUUGGACAAACUUAAAAGAAUUUGUUGAUCAAUUCGAUAAUGCAUUGAGGAAGAAGAUUGAAAAUGAAAAUGCGACUGAUUUUCACUCAUUCAACGUCACAAUUCCUGCAGUCUCUAUUUCUCCACUUGAGAAGAUAUUUCAAGCCACAUACAUCAACUCUAAAUUUAGAGAAGUUCCAAAAGAAGUAAUAGGAAUGAUUGGUGUUCUUCCAACUCUACACCGGAAGGAUGGUGUAAUUGCAACGUACCAUGUAGAAGAUGAAGUUUGUGUUGAUGAUUUCAUCAAGGAGACAUGCAUUAGCCAUUAUGAGAGUUAA